AUGGAGAAAAACUGGGUUUUGAGAUGGAUGUUGGUGGUGGGGGUGAUGUGUUGGUGUGGAGAAGGGAUUGGGGUGAAUUGGGGAACCCAAGCUACACACAAGUUGCCACCAAACACAGUGGUUCAGAUGUUGAAGGACAACGGGAUUCAGAAAGUGAAACUUUUUGAUGCAGAUGACUCCACCAUGAGUGCCUUGGCUGGGACUGGGAUUGAAGUCAUGGUGGCCAUCCCUAAUAAUCAGCUUGCUGAGAUGAAUGACUAUGGCCGGGCCAAACAGUGGGUUAAGAGAAACGUCACGCGUUACAACUUCAAUGGGGGUGUUAAUAUCAAGUAUGUAGCAGUUGGGAACGAGCCAUUUUUGAAAUCCUACAACAAUUCGUUCUUGAAUAUCACCUUUCCUGCACUGCAGAACAUUCAAAAUGCCCUUAACGAAGCAGGUGUUGGAAACACAAUAAAGGCUACAGUACCCUUGAAUGCAGAUGUGUAUCAGUCUCCAGAGAACAAUCCUGUUCCAUCUGCAGGAAUAUUUAGGCCUGAUAUCAGUGGUCUCAUGACUCAGAUAGUGCAAUUUCUCAGCAAGAAUGGUGCACCAUUUACUGUAAACAUUUACCCCUUCUUAAGUCUUUAUGGAAAUGAUGAUUUUCCUUUCAACUACGCCUUCUUUGAUGGUGUAGACAAUCCAGUAAACGAUAAUGGUACUCCAUACACCAAUGUAUUUGAUGCAAAUUUUGAUACCUUGGUUGCUGCUCUCAAAUCAGUGGGGUUUGGAGACCUGCCUAUUUUGGUGGGAGAGGUAGGAUGGCCAACAGAAGGAGACAAGAAUGCCAAUGUAGGCAAUGCUUUGAGGUUCUAUAAUGGCCUUCUGCCGAGGCUUGUAGGCAAUAGAGGCACGCCGCGCCGCCCUGGACAUAUUGAAGUUUAUCUCUUUGGACUCAUUGAUGAGGAUGCCAAGAGCAUUGCUCCAGGAAGCUUUGAACGCCACUGGGGAAUAUUCAGAUAUGAUGGACAACCCAAGUUUCCAAUGGACCUUUCUGGUCAGAACCAAAACAAAUAUCUGAUAGGUGCACAGAAUGUGAAAUACCUUGCUCCAAGGUGGUGCAUGUUUAAUCCUGAUGCUAAGGAUCUAAGCAAGCUUCCAGAAAACAUCAACUAUGCUUGCACCUUUGGAGAUUGCACUGCACUUGGAUACGGAUCCUCUUGCAACAACCUUGAUACUAAUGGCAAUGCUUCUUAUGCGUUUAAUAUGUACUUCCAGGUGCAAAACCAGAACCCCAUGGCCUGCAAUUUUCAAGGUUUGGCCAAGCUUACUACGGACAAUAUCUCAACACCCACUUGCAAUUUUAUCAUUCAGAUAGUUAAUUCUUCAGCCGCUUCUUUGAUCCCCUCACUUGUUGCUUUCUUGUUUGUUAGUUUAUUCAUGAUCCUGUUUUGGUAG
Sphenostylis stenocarpa is the source of this 1434-nucleotide messenger RNA. The record is from the annotation of a GenBank genome assembly. NCBI's taxonomy places the organism in Eukaryota, Viridiplantae, Streptophyta, Magnoliopsida, Fabales, Fabaceae.